This is a messenger RNA of Melampsora larici-populina 98AG31, 579 nucleotides long. RefSeq lists its product as uncharacterized. The record is from RefSeq and is a predicted model, not a curated record. Lineage: Eukaryota; Fungi; Basidiomycota; Pucciniomycetes; Pucciniales; Melampsoraceae. The coding region runs from base 1 to 579 and encodes 192 amino acids. The transcript has a single exon.
AUGGAAUUGAAGCCUUUGGCGGAGAUUCUCACUCGGACCAUUGAAGAUCAUCAUUUGUUGUUGAUGGAAGAUCAAGAUCGUCUGAAGCCUUCGGAUUACAUUGAUGAAGACGACAUUUGGAGGAUCCUGUACAAGAUAUAUACAAUUGAUGCUAUUGAUGAUGUAUUCAAAAUCCUUGGCUGUGAUAUCUUACCGGGUGGAGUCGAGAAAAUUUACAAAUGCAUUGCGGAAUGGAAGUUGGACAGUGUGGGUGUUCAAGCGAUCCGUGAAAUGCGUACACGGGAAGCUGCCAUAAGGGUCCAACAGGCUGAGACCCUUGCUAGACUUCAAAAGCAACAAGAAGAGCGAGAGAAAAAGGCUCAAGAAGCACGUACAUUAAAGGAAGAAAAGAAAAAAAGGCUUAGUGUAGACCGCCUUGCGGAAAGCGCUGCAAAGAAAAUUCGGAAAGAAGAAAGUCAAAAGCGAAAGGAUUCAGUAGCACACGCAAAAGCCAUUCAAGAAGCAAAUCGAGCAGCAAAUGCACGAAUGAUUGCAGGUUUGGCUGCUGGGAAAUCUAUGUUUGUUUCAAAUAUUUUGUAA